Messenger RNA from Fusarium redolens, 887 nucleotides. RefSeq lists its product as uncharacterized. The transcript has a single exon. The record is from RefSeq and is a predicted model, not a curated record. Bases 43 to 774 code for a protein of 243 amino acids. Lineage: Eukaryota; Fungi; Ascomycota; Sordariomycetes; Hypocreales; Nectriaceae.
UUCAUACCGAACCCGUAAUCUUAUAUCAUAAGUCAAGUCAAAAUGAGCAAGUCCUAUGACCGUCUCUCAGCAACCGACAACAUGCAGUCAUCCAACACUGUCUUUGAAGUUGACUACAAGUGGAAGAAGUUUAAGGCUUUAGUCUCAGAGAAAGACCCCCAGACGAACAACACAACACCCAAGUAUAUUGUCGACUAUCAUGCCUUCAAAUGCCCCAGCCUUGUCUUCCAUCCCUACGACAACCCUACAGCUGUAAUAGGCUCCGGUACACUUCACCCCGUCACAAUACAUGCCGACUACGAGCUCCACGGCCAAAAAGGCACUAUCAAAGCUCUAAAGCGCUUCAUGACAUCAUACACCCACCUAUCGUACAACUACUCCAACAGUCCAGACGGAAUACCAGCUGCUAUGACAUGGACCAGUGCCAGCAGCUUCAAGACAUGGGACUUUAUCUGUCUCGAUGAGCAGGAGUGGCCGGUUGCCAAGUUUUCCGCCAACUGUUGGUCGCUUAACAAUGUCGGAUGUGUCGAGUUUCUAGGGCCUAAGGCGAAUGAUCCUGCGGCAAGAGAUGAAAUCCUAGUUACGGGCAUGACGCUGUUUUAUCAGAUGGUCCUUCGUGCGACAAACUUGUCACUUGGCGGUGCUAUCUUUUCACGACCCGGGCCACUGGAUAAGGAGGCAGCGCCCAAGAAACCCUUGGAAAAUAUCGACGGCAAGAGCAUCAAAGAACUAGAGGGAACUUCAGGGGUAGAUCCAGGUACUGAGAAGUCAUAGUGUUUGUUGAUUUAUCCCCAGUAAUGUCCUGUCAAGGGUCCUCUUAGAAUGUAUUAUGAUAUUAGUGGAGAAGGACAGUCUUAUCAUGUUUAGUUCACUAAGAAAUAUUCUUC